AAAAAAAAAAAAAAAAAAACUAAAAAAAAUGUAUUGUUUUAAAUAGAGCGUUUGUUCCUCUUGCUACUAGUCAUCUUCCCCACAUACCUAUUAGAUUUCAUUAUCCAUAUAUCAUCCUAUCAUUCUCCCUCACUUCCUCUUUUCGCAAUACCCUUCUUCUUAUUUUUCCCUAGCCUCUCUUCAGUUGGACCAUCGGGAAGUGGAGGAAUCUUGCUGUUUAUACUGGACCGCUUUACAUUUUACUUAGCCUUUAUAAACUAUUAUAAACCUCCUCAUGAAGGUAAAGCUCAGAGGAAUCCAAUGUACUUCCAACUCUUCCUUUGGCGUCUCACUGUUUUCCACUCCUUCCUGAUCCACUCCAUUUAUAUCGUCGAGUAUCUCCUUAGAUCUCAUCAAACUGCACCACAUCCUUCACCUCAAUCUAAGAAUGAUGAGACUCCUGGUGAUAUGACCAAGCAAGGGGAGACAAUGAAGGAGUUAGUGGAAGAUGGGAAGAAGACAAUGACACAUAUGGAGAAUAUGAUCAACUCAGGUCUUGAAACUCAAAGAAAAGAAUGGGGAGAGUUUCUUGACGAGUUGUGCAAAGAUGAGAAGAAGGUGAUGACGAAAUUAAAUGGUAUGAUCUGCUCACAACUUGAAACUCUGAGAGACAACAUGCCCCUCAUUGUUGACGAUGUAUGGAAAGAGCUCCGUAAUGAGUUGAGGUCUAAAGUCCACGAGGAUAUUAAAGCUUCAAGACAAGAUCUAACUAACGAUGUCAAAUCUUUGGCCGACGAACUCCGUGAUACCUACCAUGCCAUCCAAGAAACCAUUAAAGAAGCCACCCAAGAGACCUAUCUUAUAGACCAAACAAACAGACGGGUGAUAAAGAAAGAGGACGUUGAGUGAUUUGCCGAGCUGAGGGAGCAAGUGCAGCGAAUGGCCGUGGAGGCUGAGAUUGCCGCAGAAGAGCUCUCACAUGUAACAAUGGGGUUGGUAGAGGCAGAUUCUCCUUAG
Molecule: messenger RNA, 996 nt
Organism: Capsella rubella
Lineage: Eukaryota; Viridiplantae; Streptophyta; Magnoliopsida; Brassicales; Brassicaceae
Source: RefSeq, a predicted model, not a curated record